CACUGGAUUGGAGUGUUGCACCGCUUCGAAUUUGACAGCAAGACGAGCGAACGUCUGCCUUAUAUGUGACUGCCAAGGCUCGAUGAUUUCAACGGCUUGGCGGCGACAUCGCAGGAGCGGGGCACCCCGCAGUACAGGUCGACGCGCUACCUGAACACGCACACAGAGGCCGACGAAAAUUUGAACGGCCAGACAUAUCUACUCAGAGGCGCAGUGUGUCGCUAGAGUAUCGCCCACAUGGCGGAUCAUCAGCAAUUUGUAGUGGCGCUACACGACACGCUCGCCGCCUCCCUGGGCUUGGGUCAAGCUAUACCUGACACGGCAGUCAUCAAGAAGGCGUCCAGCGACUUGCAAGACAAGUUCUACAAGCAAGAUGCAGCUGUUCCUGCCCUAUUUGAAAUUUUACUCGGCAACGCACAAGAUCAAGUGCGACAGCUUGCUGCCGUCGAAUGUCGCAAGCGAGUCGGCAUCAAGAACGGUCAGAAAUGGCUCAAGCUACCUGUUGACCAGCGCAAGCGCGUCAAAGAGCAGCUGCUACAGUCGCUUACUGAUGAAUCAAACUCUUUGCUUUCGCACGCUCUGGCACGUCUAGCAGGCGCGGUCGCAAAGGUCGAACUGCCGAGCAAUGCCUGGCCAGAACUUUUGCCCUGGCUCUGGCGAGCUGCGAGCGCGCCCGUAGCGACGACGCGCGAAAGGAGCUUGUACACAUUGUUCAGCAUUCUCGAGACGGUCAUUGUCGAUCAUGACGCUCCUGGUGGCCCGAGCUUCUCCCAGCACACACCUCAGCUCUUCCAGCUUCUGUCGGGCUCGCUGGCUGAUCCUGAGAGUUUGCAAGUCAGAUUAAUAUCGAUGCGAUGCCUUGGCCAAAUCGCUUCUUACAUCGAGCCUGAUGAGCAGGAUUAUAUCAAAGCUUUCCAGGACGUCGUACCGGGAGUUGUGCAAGUCAUACAACAAGCGCUCGAGGCGGGCAACGAGGAAGGCUGCAAGCAAGGCUUCGAGAUCAUCGAGACAGUCUCCUCGCUGGAAGUACCGCUCAUUCAGCCACAUCUUACCGCUCUGUGCAGCUUCUUGAUCAGCACUGCGCAGAACGAGCAAUACGAUGAAGAUCUAAGAAUGCCUGCCCUUUCCUCAUUGCUCUGGGUCGUGAAGUACAGAAAGUCAAAGAUUCAAUCACUUGGACUUGCGCGGCCGAUUCUCGAAGGACUGCUACCCGUUGGUGGGCAAGAUGAACCCGAAGACAUAGACACGGAUUCGCCCGCGCGCAUAGCCUUCCGUGUCAUCGACGCCCUCGCCAACGUCCUGCCGCCUGCGCACGUUGUUGACCCUCUGAUCAAUCUGUGUCAGCAAUACUCGAGCUCGCCCGAUCCCAGGAUGCGCAAGUCUGCAGUCAUGGCUUUCGGCGUCGUCUUUGAAGGCUGUUCGCUCUACAUUGCGCCUCAUCUGGAGCAGCUUUGGCCCUUCAUCGAGAAGAGCCUGCAAGAUCCGGAGAGCAUCGUUCGCAAAGCGGCUUGUAUCGCGUUAGGCUUCAUGUGCGAAAUGCUAGGCGAGGACUGUGGCAAGAGGCACGCAACUCUGUUACCUCUGAUUUUCGAUCUCAUCAACGAUCCUGCCACGCAAAAGACAGCACUCAAUGCGCUCGACUCGCUACUCGAGGUGUUGGGCUCGGCCAUUCUGCCGUAUCUGCCGACGUUGAUGGAUCGCUUGCUUGCGCUGCUCAGUCAGGCACCAUUAGAGCUCAAGGGGACUAUCGUCGGUGCUAUCGGAUCAGCUGCCCACGCGGCAAAGACCGACUUUGCGCCCUACUUUCGCGCUACCAUGGACGGCUUGCAGCCCUUCUUGGUCCUCACAGAAGAGGAUGAACACGAGCUACGUGGCAUCACUCAGGACACCGUCGGUACUCUCGCCGAUGCGGUUGGUCCAGAUGCCUUCCGGCCGUACUUUGCUCCUCUCAUGAAACUCGCCAUGGAAGGUGCUUCACUUGAAAGCCCGUCUCUACGCGAAUGCUCGUACAUCUUCUUCUCAGUCAUCUCACGCGUGUACAAAGCCGAGCUGGCGCCCUAUCUCACGGAUAUCAUGGCUCUGAUAAUCGCAAGCCUCAAGCAGUCCGAGCUUGGCGAGGAUGAGCUUGACGAGACAGAAGGCGCGGCCACGAACGGUGUCGGCAUAACGCGUCAAGCUCAGGCUCUGCUUGAUGCAGCUGAAGCAGACGCGGGUGAAGACGGCUUCGUCGACAUCGACGAGGAUGGUUCCGAUGCGUUCGACAAUAUGGGCGUCUACACUGCUAUCGGCAUUGAGAAGGAAGUCGCAGCGGACGCUAUCGGCAGCAUAUUCGAGAACACGCGAGAACACUUUAUGCCUUACAUCCAGCCUAGUGUUCUCGCUCUCCUGCCGUUGCUCGAGCACGCGUACGAAGGAAUUCGCAAGUCUGCCGCUUGCUCGCUCGUGUCAUUCAUUGCGACUGCAUACGAAAUGACAAAUCCUCCCAAGUGGGAGCCAGGCGUCGGCAGCGCUCCGCUUCAUGAACGGGUUCAGCAGCUCUCGAACGCAGUCAUCGGUCCUGUAUUGGCUAUGUGGGCCGAGGAGGAAGAGAGGACCAAUGUAUCAUCGCUGUGUGAAGCCCUCUCGGCCAUGCUGCUCACAACAGGUCCUCAACCGAUUCUACCAGAUCCCACUGAGACGAUCUGUCAACGGCUCCACGAGAUCAUCGAGCGCAAAGCAUUGUGCCAGACGCUGGAUGCCGAUCCAGAAGAUGACGAAGCUGCCCAAGACGUCUCCGAAUGGGACGCAGCCCUUAUUCGAUCGGCAGAAGAGCUUGUCGGCACGCUGGCCAGCGUACUGGGCAACGACUUUUCCCAGGCCUUUGGCACGUUCUUGCCUGCACUUGUGAAAUAUUACAAUGGCACAACUCAGGCAAGCGAAAGGUCAAGCGUUGUCGGAUCUCUUGCAGAAGUAUCGAAUGGUCUUCAAGCAGGCGUCACGCCCUACACGCAACCAUUCUAUGAUCUCUUCAUCGCCGCACUGCUUGACCAGAAUCUGGAUCUGCGAAGCAACGCUGCAUACGCUAUCGGAUGUUUGGUCUUGCAUAGCAGGGCAGAUCUCAGCGCAGCGUAUUCUAUCAUAUUGCAGCGUCUGCAGCCACUCUUCCAGCUGGACGACAUGUCUGCGGAUGCCAAUCAAGCGAGGGAUAACGCUUCUGGCUCGGUCGCCCGGUUGAUCCUCAAGAAUGCCGCAGCCUUGCCGAUGGAUCAGGUUCUACCAGUUCUGUUCAGCGCUAUGCCGUUACGGGAAGAUUUCCGGGAAAAUGAGAAACUCUUCGAGGCCUUCCAGAUGCUGGUUCAAACGCAGAACCCUGCGCUGACGCCACAUAUCAGUCAGCUUCUGCAAAUCAUCAGUCAGGUUCUGUCAGCACAGGAGACAGCCAGCGAAGACGAGAAGCCUCUGACGCAAGAAGGAUACACUCGCGUAGUCGAGAUCGUGAGACGCCUGCCUGCACAGCAAGCGCAGGCAGCCGGUCUGGGCGCCCUCCUCGCAUAAUCCCACUAGAUGAAGAUGUAGCUAGAAGAUGCAGUCACGAAGCAGUAAUAUCCUCGCGCC
Mixia osmundae IAM 14324 is the source of this 3594-nucleotide messenger RNA. RefSeq lists its product as uncharacterized. NCBI's taxonomy places the organism in Eukaryota, Fungi, Basidiomycota, Mixiomycetes, Mixiales, Mixiaceae. The record is from RefSeq and is a predicted model, not a curated record. Gene Ontology annotation, molecular function: small GTPase binding; nuclear import signal receptor activity. The transcript has 8 exons. The coding region runs from base 238 to 3534 and encodes 1098 amino acids. Gene Ontology annotation, cellular component: nucleus; cytoplasm. Gene Ontology annotation, biological process: protein import into nucleus.